UACAGCGCACACUUCACCGCUGAAAAGCUCCACUACAAGAAACUCUCACAUUAAUGACUAAUGCUAAUAAGUAGCUUCAGAUAGUCAGACUGAGAAAUAAUCAUGGCAGACCAGGAGUUACUGUUGUCUGUGGGUCUGCUGUUGCUGCUGCUGCUGCUGGGUCUGAUGGCGUGCUGUCUGUGGAAGAGGAAGAAGUCGAAGAAGGGUCGGAGUCAGUACGAGGAGCUGCUCUCCACAGUGCCUUCAGUACCAGCAUGCUCUGCUCCGGUGAUCCUGGUGUCACAGGGCUCCUGGGCCACGCCCAGUGAGAUCCCUUUCACUUUGCCUCCUCGCUUCACAACACAAAACCACGAGGACCUGAAAAAUGAAGAGGAAGAGGAGGAGGAGAUGAAGAUGGAAGCACGGCGGGACAUACUGGCCCAUCGUGGGUCACUCUCAGUAAGGAGAUGGUACCCGGUGGGGACGGUGCUGGCUGGUCUCUACUCCGUUCCUCCUCUGAACGAGGUGGUGGCACCUCCUCCUGGCAUGGCCACCCGCCUCUGCUUCUCUGUGGAGUACCGACACAGUGGCGAGCAGCUCAUGGUGUCCUUGCUCCGCCUCGGCAACCUCCCUCCCCGUUUCCAUGGCAACGUCACCCUGGUGGAGCUCCGGCUUCUCCCUGAUGACCGGAGGCCCCGUCAGGCUAAGGCCAGAGGCACGGGGCCCGACCCGGAGUUCAAUGACUGCUUCGUUUUCCAGGUGUCAGGUGUGUGUGUGCCUCAGAGCACCCUGAGAGUGUGUGUGUUGAGUGUGGAGCAAGACGGCAAACGGCACGCAGUGGGCAGGGUGCUGUUUCCUCUAGAGGGGGAGCUCGGUCAGGCUGGCAGGGUGCUCUGGAGGGACCUGGAGACGGAGGACGACACACAGUGUUCAGAGCUGGGUGACGUGCAGAUCUCUCUCAGCUACAGUCCGUCUCUGCAGCGCCUCUCUGUGGUGGUUCUGAGGGCUCGAGGCCUGCAGCUGCUCACAGACGCAGGUGUGUGUGUCCAGGUGAGCUUACAGAUACACACUCAGGUGGUGAAGCUUAAACGCAGCUGUGUGGUGAAAAGUGAACACAGCCCGUAUUUCGACCACAGGAUGACCUUUAAACUGCGCUCGCAGCACCUGGACGAGGCCUGUCUGAGAUUUGAGCUGCAGCAGCCAAACGACGUCCGCUCAGAACCUCCAGCCCUGCUGGGAGUGCUGGUGUUGGGCCCCUUCAUGUACGCGAGGGGCCUGCAGCUGCAGCACUGGAUGGACAUGGUCAACACACCACAGGAGCCGGUGGAGCUGUGGCACGGACUGGGCAGGCCCACUUAACACACAAUAUUACACAUAUGAUGUACAUACACAGAGCUUUACACAAUAAACUCAUCCAGGUUCAAUAGAGGAACUGAAUCAGGAAUUUGGGGAUUUUACAAACAGCAGUAUUUUUAUACUGUAGCAUUACUUCUUUUACUUGAGUAAACCACUUUUAUCUACAUUUAAACAUCUCUCUCCAUGUCUCUCUUUAUGUCUCAUUUUGUAAUAUGGAUAACUGUAAUUUUAUUACAUUGAUCUGUUCUGUACACUCGACAUCUAUCGCAUGUCCUGGGAGAGAGAUCCCUCCU
This is a messenger RNA of Epinephelus lanceolatus (giant grouper), 1628 nucleotides long. RefSeq names its product synaptotagmin XV (gene syt15). Gene Ontology annotation, cellular component: exocytic vesicle; plasma membrane. The record is from RefSeq and is a predicted model, not a curated record. Gene Ontology annotation, molecular function: SNARE binding; clathrin binding; phosphatidylserine binding. Lineage: Eukaryota; Metazoa; Chordata; Actinopteri; Perciformes; Serranidae. Gene Ontology annotation, biological process: calcium-ion regulated exocytosis.